UUAAAGAAAUGCAAUAGCAAAACAAUAUUUGUUUGCAGCACAAAAAGCAAUUAUUAUUUAUAUGUAUGGAUCCUCUUUGCAAAAAUAUUGAGCUGUGCUCUUGCUGUGUAAAUACUAAUCACUUAAGCCAUAAAAAGUAGUUAUUUAUUGGUUUUAAUUAGAGUAUUCAAAAGUAGAACUAAGAAAUAUAAAAUGAGGUAUCUUAAGUGUCUCCUAGUUUUUUGUCUGAUGAAAUCAAUGAGAUUCUUUCAUCUUAAUAAGGUAUAUCCUUUGAUUACGAAAAAUUUGAGAAUAAAUUUAAUGGUUCAGCUUCCUAUAUAAGAGCAAAUGAAUAAAGCUGUAUUUUUAAAGAUAAAGUGACUAUAAAUUCAAUCGGGCAAUUAAUUAUAUCUGAAAAAAAUGUCUAUGAUAUUCCUAAUAAAUAGAAAAUUUCAUUAAAGUUAAAUGCUUUUUAAUCAUGCAGUUUAAUUCAAUAACUCCCAGAUGAUAUUUUAGUUACUAUAACAAAUCGUAAUCUUCUCACAAUCUAUGAUUCUGCUGAUAUAUCGAAUUUAAUUACAUUAAAAAAUGUAUACAUACCUUUAAGUAAAAGUUAAGUUACAUUUGGAAAUGAUGAUCUUCUUGCAUACCCUAGCUAUAAUUCUAUUUAUAUAAUAAAUUGGAGAAGUGGUAGCUUAAUUACAUAGAUAGUUACAAAAGCUAGUCCAAUAAAAAAAAUUUAGUUUAUGUUUAAUGCCUAGUAUAUUUCUAUUACAUACAAAGAAUACAAAAAAGCUCCAGAUAUUCAUUUUGAAAUCUAUUUAGUAAAAACAUAAAAAUUGGUAUUUAAAACAAAAUAUUCAAACAAAUUACUAUCAAUUCAUGAAACUGAUAUAGAUUAAUUUGUAGUUACAAUAGGAAACGAUAUAUUUAUAUAUAAAUGUUUCUCACUUUAAAAUUUCAUAGCAGACUGCAAGUCUAUUUAUCAUUAAAACAGAAUAGGAAAAUAGUAGUUAUUUAUUCUAGCUGAUUCUCAAAUUCAAAUUUUGAACACAAAUUCUUUAGAAAGAUAUUCAAUAAAAACUAUGAAAAAUCUCAAAAAAUGGGAAGUUAUAGGGUGUUUCUAUACUUAAGAAGGAGAAGUAUUAAUUUUGAGUUAAAAUAUUAAGCAGCUUGAGUUAUAAUUUGUUAUUUGA
Molecule: messenger RNA, 1175 nt
Organism: Tetrahymena thermophila SB210
Lineage: Eukaryota; Ciliophora; Oligohymenophorea; Hymenostomatida; Tetrahymenidae
Exons: 1
Molecular function (GO): protein binding
Source: RefSeq, a predicted model, not a curated record